Microthlaspi erraticum is the source of this 1431-nucleotide messenger RNA. NCBI's taxonomy places the organism in Eukaryota, Viridiplantae, Streptophyta, Magnoliopsida, Brassicales, Brassicaceae. The record is from the annotation of a GenBank genome assembly.
AUGGCGAAUCUCGCGGCGCAGCUGAAACGUGGAAUCUCGAGACAGUUCUCAACCGGAUCGUUUCGCCGGACGCUUAGCCGUCAGUUUACGCGUCAGGCUUCACACGAUCCUCGCCGGAACAAUAUGCGAUUCAGCUUCGGCCGGCAAUCUUCUCUAGAUCCAAUUCGACGAGGUCCUGAAGGUUCUGGCGGUCCGCAGCUCGCCGUCCCCGACAACCUAGACGCCACUAUGCAGCUCCUUUUCGUUGCCUGUAGAGGAGACGUCGAAGGUGUUCAGGAUCUGCUUGACGAAGGAAUCGACGUCAACAGCAUCGAUCUCGAUGGUCGUACCGCUCUCCACAUCGCCGCCUGUGAAGGCCACGUCGACGUUGUGAAGCUUCUCCUUACUAGAAAGGCCAACAUUGAUGCUCGUGAUCGUUGGGGAAGCACGGCAGCUGCUGAUGCUAAGUACUAUGGUAACAUAGAUGUUUACAACAUUUUGAAAGCCCGUGGAGCUAAAGUUCCGAAAACAAAGAGGACACCGAUGGUUGUAGCGAAUCCUCGUGAAGUUCCUGAAUACGAGUUAAAUCCUCAAGAGCUUCAGGUCCGGAAGGUUGAUGGUAUCUCCAAGGGAAUAUAUCAAGUGGCUAAAUGGAAUGGGACUAAGGUAUCUGUAAAGAUACUUGAUAAGGAUCUCUACAAGGAUCAUGAAACAAUAAAUGCCUUCAAACACGAACUUACUUUAUUCGAGAAGGUUCGUCAUCCUAAUGUUGUGCAAUUUGUUGGAGCUGUUACUCAAAAGGUCCCCAUGAUGAUUGUGUCUGAGUAUCAUCCUAAAGGUGACCUCGGGAGCUAUCUUCAAAAGAAAGGACGCCCUUCUCCAGCCAAAGUUCUAAGAUUUGCCCUCGAUAUAGCCAGGGGAAUGAAUUAUCUUCACGAGUGUAAACCAGAACCAGUAAUCCACUGUGAUCUAAAACCCAAAAAUAUUAUGCUCGAUAGUGGAGGACAUUUGAAGGUGGCAGGAUUUGGAUUGAUAAGCUUUGCUAAGUUAUCAUCUGAUAAAUCAAAAAUCCUUAAUCAUGGGGCACAUAUAGACCCUUCAAAUUACUGUAUGGCACCUGAGGUUUACAAAGAUGAAAUAUUUGACAGGAGUGCGGAUUCAUACUCUUUUGGUGUCGUAUUGUAUGAAAUGAUUGAAGGAGUACAACCUUUCCAUCCUAAUCCCCCAGAAGAGGCAGUGAAGCUAAUGUGUUUGGAAGGAAGAAGACCUUCGUUUAAGUCCAAGUCCAAAAGUUGUCCCCAAGAGAUGAGAGAAUUGAUUGAGGAAUGCUGGGAUGCGGAAACUUUUGUUAGGCCGACAUUCUCUGAGAUCAUAGUUCGAUUAGACAGGAUCUUUGUACACUGCGCAAAACAGGGGUGGUGGAAGGAUACAUUCAAAUUUCCUUGGAAAUAG